GUUGAAACAAACUCCGAAGGGCGCGGAUGAACCAUGGUUAAAAAGAAUAUCUUAGUUGUCACUUGUCAGGCCUCAUAUCUAACCAUGGUCAACUAACCGCGGUUAAGACACCCUACCUUUCAUACAGAUCUUUCCGGUAUAAAAUCCCAAGCGAAGCCCUCGUACGCCAUCACAUUUUUGAAUUUGCACCAAAGGCGUCUUCAUAAACGCCCCUCGGUGCAUCAGGGGCGUCUUCUCUGAUUCUUCUCCUUUUCUUCGUUUCAUUUCUGCGUUGUUUUCUCUCGAUCUGCGAAAAUGAGAGAGUGCAUCUCGAUUCACAUUGGUCAGGCUGGAAUUCAGGUCGGCAAUGCGUGCUGGGAACUUUAUUGCCUCGAGCACGGCAUUCAGCCUGAUGGCCAGAUGCCAAGUGACAAAACUGUGGGGGGAGGAGAUGAUGCUUUCAACACCUUUUUCAGUGAAACUGGUGCCGGGAAGCAUGUUCCACGUGCUGUCUUUGUAGAUCUUGAGCCCACUGUCAUUGAUGAAGUGAGGACUGGAACAUACCGCCAGCUUUUCCACCCAGAGCAGCUUAUCAGUGGGAAGGAGGAUGCUGCUAACAAUUUUGCCCGUGGGCAUUACACAAUCGGGAAGGAGAUUGUGGAUCUUUGCCUGGAUCGCAUUCGAAAACUAGCUGACAACUGCACUGGUCUCCAAGGCUUUCUGGUUUUCAACGCUGUUGGUGGGGGCACUGGUUCAGGUCUUGGCUCACUUCUCCUUGAACGUCUGUCUGUGGAUUAUGGCAAGAAGUCCAAACUUGGGUUCACAGUUUACCCAUCGCCCCAGGUUUCAACCUCUGUUGUUGAACCCUACAACAGUGUCCUUUCAACCCAUUCUCUCCUGGAGCACACUGAUGUAGCUGUGCUCCUUGAUAAUGAGGCCAUCUAUGAUAUUUGCAGGCGCUCCCUAGACAUCGAACGCCCCACCUACACCAACCUUAACCGAUUGGUCUCUCAGGUGAUUUCUUCACUGACUGCCUCUCUGAGGUUUGAUGGUGCCUUGAAUGUGGAUGUGACUGAGUUCCAGACUAACCUGGUCCCAUACCCCAGGAUUCACUUCAUGCUUUCAUCUUAUGCCCCAGUCAUCUCGGCUGAGAAGGCCUACCAUGAGCAGCUGUCUGUUGCAGAAAUCACGAACAGCGCAUUUGAGCCUUCAUCCAUGAUGGCCAAAUGUGACCCCCGCCAUGGCAAGUACAUGGCAUGCUGCCUAAUGUACCGAGGUGAUGUUGUACCCAAGGAUGUUAAUGCUGCUGUGGCCACCAUCAAGACGAAGCGCACCAUCCAAUUUGUUGAUUGGUGUCCAACUGGGUUCAAGUGUGGUAUCAACUAUCAACCCCCAACUGUUGUGCCUGGUGGUGAUCUUGCCAAGGUGCAGAGGGCAGUGUGUAUGAUCUCAAAUUCCACCAGUGUUGCAGAGGUGUUCUCACGCAUUGACCACAAAUUUGAUCUCAUGUAUGCAAAGAGGGCGUUUGUGCACUGGUAUGUGGGUGAAGGCAUGGAGGAGGGUGAGUUCUCAGAGGCCCGCGAGGAUCUUGCUGCCUUGGAGAAGGACUAUGAAGAGGUUGGUGCUGAAUCGGCGGAGGGCGAAGAUGGUGAUGAAGGAGAUGAGUACUGAGAGGUGAACCGUGUCUGCUGCCAGUCAGCUUUGAGAUGAUACCUUUUAUGCCGUUAUGCCCUUGUUAGGCAUGGCCAUGUUCUCGUUUGUUGUUGCUGUGGGUCGUGUUUUUAUUUUCUUGUCUGAGCAGCUUAGAUGCUGUUUACAUUGCUUUCUUUUGUAAUAUUUUUCCUUGAUAAUAUGAAUGUGUUCUUAUGACUGA
Molecule: messenger RNA, 1852 nt
Organism: Malania oleifera
Lineage: Eukaryota; Viridiplantae; Streptophyta; Magnoliopsida; Santalales; Ximeniaceae
Product: tubulin alpha chain
Exons: 4
Coding region: 295-1650 (451 amino acids)
Biological process (GO): microtubule cytoskeleton organization; mitotic cell cycle
Cellular component (GO): microtubule; cytoplasm
Molecular function (GO): structural constituent of cytoskeleton; GTP binding
Source: RefSeq, a predicted model, not a curated record